Molecule: messenger RNA, 1116 nt
Organism: Doryrhamphus excisus (bluestripe pipefish)
Lineage: Eukaryota; Metazoa; Chordata; Actinopteri; Syngnathiformes; Syngnathidae
Gene: taf11
Product: TAF11 RNA polymerase II, TATA box binding protein (TBP)-associated factor
Biological process (GO): transcription initiation at RNA polymerase II promoter; RNA polymerase II preinitiation complex assembly
Cellular component (GO): transcription factor TFIID complex; nucleus
Molecular function (GO): protein heterodimerization activity; RNA polymerase II general transcription initiation factor activity
Source: RefSeq, a predicted model, not a curated record
UAAAGUUUGAACAAAAAACGAACCGGAAAUGAGAUUGAACAGCGUCGAAGCUAGUUGCUCUUUCUGUAAUUCUUACUCUGAAAGUUAAACGUUUGUUAAAUUAUUUUACACAGUUUGUUAGCACAUGAGCGACACAUUUGUAAUUUAUUGUGUAGUGCUAGCUUUCUCACGAAAUCGUUACCUCAUACCAAACGACCGUUAGCAUUAGCUUCCCUGCAUCGUUAGCUUAACUGCUGUGUUGUUGACAUCUGAAAAUCCGAAACUGCCAUCGGGAAAGAGUCAUAAUGGCAGAUCCAGCACGGAUCAAAACUGAGGUCACACCUGAGAGAGGUUCUGCCGGCCAAAACGAUCAGCCUGCAGAUAAUGUGCCUGAGGACGCAAGGGUCCUUGCUCCGGAUAAAACUGUAGACGAACCGAAGGAGUCGUCGUCUUCUCAAGACCAGCACAAACAGGACGUUAAGUCUGAAGCGGUGGCGGAGGAUGAGGAAGAAGGAACUUCAGGUCAGCCUGCAUCAAAAAGACUGAAGGUGGAGCCAGAAAAGAAAAAGGAGAAGCGGCACAAGGUCGAUGAGGAUGAAAUACAGAAGAUGCAGGUUUUGGUGUCAUCCUUUUCUGAAGACCAGCUGAAUCGCUAUGAAAUGUACAGACGUUCUGCCUUCCCUAAGGCUGCCAUUAAAAGGUUGAUCCAGUCUAUAACAGGGUCGUCAGUGUCCCAGAAUGUGGUGAUUGCAAUGUCCGGUAUCUCCAAAGUUUUUGCUGGGGAAAUAGUCGAGGAAGCAUUGGAUGUUUGUGAGAACUGGGGAGAUACGCCACCACUUCAGCCCAAACACAUGAGGGAGGCUGUGAGGAGGUUGAAGAGUCGCCAUCAGAUUCCCAACACCAAGUACAAGAACAUUUUGUUUCACUGAGGAGUGCAGCUGAGGAUAAAUCACUACACGAUAAAGAGGUUUUUAAUUACCUGGUGACCAGGAUCUGAAACUUUACUCUGCAAAUAAGUGACUUUGAAAACGUUUCAAGCAAGACCUGCAAAUGUAAAUACUUGAGCAACAUUCAGUUAAAUUGUGAAGUCGUACUGAUGUAUUAUGGAUGUAAAUACACUUUAUACUUGGAAACAGG